Molecule: messenger RNA, 9165 nt
Organism: Boleophthalmus pectinirostris (great blue-spotted mudskipper)
Lineage: Eukaryota; Metazoa; Chordata; Actinopteri; Gobiiformes; Gobiidae
Gene: apc
Product: APC regulator of WNT signaling pathway
Biological process (GO): cell fate specification; Wnt signaling pathway; cell migration
Cellular component (GO): cytoplasmic microtubule; catenin complex; beta-catenin destruction complex
Molecular function (GO): microtubule binding; gamma-catenin binding; beta-catenin binding
Source: RefSeq, a predicted model, not a curated record
CCAACAUGGCGGCUCAGUCUGAGGCUCAGUCUGAUGCUUAGCGGUGUCGGUCCUGGUCCCGGUCCUGAUCUGGUCCCGGUCCCGGUCCUGGUCCCGGUUCCGGUCCCGGUCCUGGUCCCUGGUCCGUGUUCUAGUUCGUGUUCUACUUGUUGUUCUGGUGAGUUAGUUAGUGUUCUGGCUGAGGCCUGCUCUGGAGCUCCGCGGACUGUCCCGGGAUGUGCGCGUCUCUGUGACCGCGUCAAGAGCCUCGCCGAGCGGAUACACACACAGGUCUGAGGAGCAGGGGUCAUGGCGUCCUAUGACCAGCUGCUGAGGCAGGUGGAGGUGCUGAAGAUGGAGAACUCCACCCUGAGACAAGAGCUGCAGGACAACUCCACCCACCUGAGCAAACUCGAGUCCGAGGCCUCCAACAUGAAGGAAGUGCUGAAGCAGCUGCAGGGGACGAUAGAAGAAGACACAGGAGACGGAGGAGGCUCCCACGAACUCAUCGAGAGACUGAAAGAGAUGAGCCUGGACCCUGCGGGGUUUAAGCCCAGGAGCAGGCCUCCUGUGCCCCCAUCGUCCUCCUCCUCCUCGGCCUCUUCCUCUGGAGCUCCAGCCCAGCGCAGAGGAGCGCCCCCUGUGGACAGAGAGGGACACGACAGAGGAGCGCCCCCUGCGGGCAGAGAGGGACACGACAGAGGAGCGCCCCCUGCGGGCAGAGAGGGACACGACAGAGGAGCGCCCCCUGCGGGCAGAGAGGGACACGACAGAGGAGCGCCCCCUGCGGGCAGAGAGGGACACGACAGAGGAGCGCCCCCUGCGGGCAGAGAGGGACACGACAGAGCCCUGGAGGAGCUGGAGAAGGAGAGAGCGCUCCUAUUGGCUGAGCUGGAGAAGGAGGAGAAGGAGAAGGACUGGUACUACGCCCAGCUCCAGAACCUGACCAAACGCAUCGACAGCCUCCCGCUCACCGAAAACUUCACUCUUCAGACGGACAUGAGUCGUCGACAGUUGGAGUUUGAAGCUCGUCAGAUUCGUUCUGCCAUGGAGGAACAACUGGGCUCCUGUCAGGAGAUGGAGAGAAGAGCUCAGGCUCGAGUCUCUCGGAUCCAACAGAUUGAGAAGGACAUCCUCAAACUGGGCUCCAGGAACCAGGAGGGGCCUCAGGCAGAGCUGAGCGCUCCACCGUCUGCUAGCUCCAGCCGAUUGGACCUGGACUCGGCCAAUGACGGCGCUUACUCUGUGCCUCGACGAAUCACCAGCCACCUGGGAACGAAGGUGGAGAUGGUGUACAGUCUUCUGUCCAUGUUGGGGACCCAUGAUAAGGACGACAUGUCUCGGACUCUUCUGGCAAUGUCCAGUUCUCAGGACUCGUGCAUCGCCAUGAGGCAGUCGGGCUGUUUACCUCUGCUCAUCCAACUCCUCCACGGCAACGACAAGGACUCACUACUGCUCGGUAUGACACCUCCACCCUCGCUACAACACCACCCCCGCAACAACACCACCGCAACACCACCACCACACCACCGCAACAUCACCGCAACACCACCACAACACCACCCCCGCAACAACACCACCGCAACACCACCACAACACCACCACAACUCCACCGCCGCAACACCACCGCCGCAACAACACCACCGCAACACCACCGCAACAUCACCGCCACAACACCACCGCCACAACAACACCACCGCCACACAACACCACCGCCACAACACCACCGCCACAACAUCACCACCACAACACCACCACCACAACACCACCGCACACACCCACCACCGCAACACCACCACCACAAGGUUUGGCUCAUCGAGGGAGUAUCGAGGGCGUAUCGAGGGCGUAUCGAGGGCGUAUCGAGGGCGCAUCGAGGGCGUAUCGAGGGCGUAUCGAGGGCGUAUCGAGGGAGCAUCGAGGGCGUAUCGAGGGCGUAUCGAGGGAGCAUCGAGGGAGCAUCGGGAGGGAGCAUCGAGGGCGUAUCGAGGGAGCAUCGAGGGCGUAUCGAGGGAGCAUCGAGGGAGCAUCGAGGAGCAUCGUAUCGAGGGCGAUCGUAUCGAGGGAGCAUCGAGGAGCAUCGAGGGAGCAUCGAGGCGUAUCGAGGGAGCGAUCGAGGGAGCAUCGAGGGAGCAUCGAGGGAGCAUCGAUCGAGGGGCGUAUCGAGGGGCAUCGAGCAUCGAGGGAGCAUCGAGGGAGCUAUCGAGGGAGCAUCGAGGGCGCAUCGAGGGCAUCGAGGGGUAUCGAGGAGCAUCGAGGAGCAUCGAGGGAGCAUCGAGGGGCAUCGAGGGCGUAUCGAGGGCGAUCGAGGGCGCAUCGAGGAGCAUCGGGAGCAUCGAGGGAGCAUCGAGGGCAUCGAGGGCGUAUUCGAGGGAGCAUCGAGGGAGGCAUCGAGGGAGCAUCGAGGGCGCAUCGAGGGAGCAUCGAGAGGAGCAUCGAGGGAGCAUCGAGGGCGUAUCGAGGGCGUAUCGGAGGGAGGGCAUCGAGGGGCAUCGGAGGGCUAUCGAGGGAGCAUCGAGGGAGCAUCGAGGGCGAGCAUCGAGGGGCAAUCGUAUCGAGCAUCGAGGGCGUAUCGAGGGCGUAUCGAGGGGCAUCGUAUCGAGGGCAUCGAGGGCGUAUCGAGGGCGCAUCGAGGGAGCAUCGAGGGAGCAUCGAGGGCGCAUCGAGGGCGUAUCGAGGGCGUAUCGAGGGAGCAUCGAGGGGGAUCGAGGGGCAUCGAGGGCGUAUCGAGGCGCAUCGAGGGCGCGAGGGUAUCGGGGAGCAUAUCGAGGGCGCAUCGAGAGGGCCUAUCGAGGAUGGGGUAUCGAGGGAGUCGAGGGCGUAUCGAGGGGAGCAUCGAGGGCGUAUCGAGGGUAUCGCAUUCGAGGGCGCAUCGAGGGGCAUCGAGAGCAUCGAGGGCGUAUCGAGGGAGCAUCGAGGGCGUAUCGAGGGAGCAUCGAGGGCGUAUCGAGGGAGCAUCGAGGGCGUAUCGAGGGAGCAUCGAGGGGUAUCGAGGGCGUAUCGAGCGGAGGGCGCAUCGAGGAGCAUCGAGGGGUCGAGGGAGCAUCGAGGGGGAGGGCGUAUCGAGGGCGUAUCGAGGGAGCAUCGAGGGCGGGUCUCCAGGCCAUCGCUGAGCUCCUUCAGGGGGUCUCCAGGCCAUCGCUGAGCUCCUUCAGGGGUCUCCAGGCCAUCGCUGAGCUCCUUCAGGUGGACUGUGAGAUGUUCGGUCUGAGCUCUGAUCACUACAGUGUGACUCUGAGGAGAUACUCCGGGAUGGCCCUGACCAACCUCACCUUUGGAGAUGUGGCCAACAAGGCCACUCUGUGUUCUAUGAAGGGUUGUAUGAGAGCCAUGGUCGCACAACUCAAGUCUGAGAGCGAAGAUCUGCAGCAGGUGAUUGCCAGUGUUCUGAGGAAUCUGUCUUGGAGAGCAGACGUGAACUCGAAGAAAACCCUGAGGGAGGUGGGCAGUGUGAGAGCUCUGAUGGGCUGUGCCCUGCAGGUGCAGAAGGAGUCCACUCUGAAGUCGGUUCUGUCUGCUCUGUGGAACCUUUCCGCCCACUGCACGGAGAAUAAGGGCGACAUCUGCUGCGUGGACGGGGCGCUGGCGUUUCUCGUGGGCACUUUGACUCACCGCAGCCACAGCAACACGCUCGCCAUCAUCGAGAGCGGAGGAGGCAUCCUGAGGAACGUGUCCAGCCUCAUCGCCACCAACCAGGCGCACAGGCAGGUCCUGCGGGAGCACGGUUGUUUGCCGACGCUGCUGCAGCAUCUGAAGUCUCACAGUCUGACCAUCGUGUCCAACGCCUGCGGAACGCUCUGGAACCUUUCGGCGCGCGACGCCACCGAUCAGGAGACGCUGUGGGAGCUGGGCGCCGUGGGCAUGCUCCGUAACCUCAUCCACUCUCGCCACAAGAUGAUCGCCAUGGGCAGCGCGGCCGCCCUGAGGAACCUCAUGGCCAACCGCCCGGCGCGCUACAAGGACGCCAGCGUGGUGUCUCCGGGCGGCGGCGCCCCGUCUCUGCACGCGCGUAAACAGAAGGCGUUGUUCGAGGAGCUGGACGCGCAGCAGCUCUCCGAAACAUUCGACAACAUCGACAACCUGAGCCCCAAGACGGCGCACCGCAAAGCCCGAGGGGGAGCCAACUCCGCCGGCAACGCCCGCUCCUAUGCCAACACCCCCGUCCUGUCCAGCCCCAAACGCGCCUUCCCCCCAAACGUGCGCGCCUCCAGCGACAGCCUCAACAGCGUCACCAGCGCCGACGGGUACGGCACCCGCGGCAAAACCAAACCCUCCUCCUCCACAGAGAACUUUUACUCCGAGGAGAACGCCGUCACCAACAAGUGCUGCGUCUACAUGAAGUACCCCGCCGACCUGGCGCACAAGAUCCGCAGCGCCAACCACAUGGCGGACGACGACGGGGCGGAGCUGGACACGCCCAUAAACUACAGUCUGAAAUAUUCUGACGAGCAGCUGAACUCGGGGCGCCAGAGCCCCAGUCUCCACGGCAACGCGGAGGAGCCGGAGGAGGAGCGCACCAAAGCGCCGCGCGGGUACAGCGGCGCGGCGGCGUACGACGCGCCCACAGAACAGCCCAUCGACUACAGCCUGAAGUACAGCGAGACGCAAGCGCCGCGCAAAGACGACUUCAGCCUCAAAUACGGCGCCGAGACGCAGCGCAAAGACGAAUACGGUUUAAAGUAUAACGGCACAAAAGAAUCGAACGCCUCCGCGCCUAAGCUCCGCCCCCUGCAGCAGCCGACGGCCAAUCGUGCGGCUCCGAAGAGUCACCAGGAGUCGACUCAGACGUACUGCGUGGAGGACACGCCCAUCUGCUUUUCUCGCGGUUCAUCUCUGUCCUCGCUGUCCUCCGAGGACGACGAGAGUCACGAGGUGCUCCCACGUAAACGGCGAGGCGGCAGCGUCGUGGACGGCGGCGAGCGCGACUCCAGUAACUACCCCACGCUGCCCGUGAGCGAGAAGCCGAGCGCCACUGACGAGACGCAGCGUAAAGAGGCCGAGAGCCAAACCGCCGCCGAAUCCGCAGCGUCCAACUCGAGAUCCAAACGACAUCAUCACCACGAGACGCGGCACCAUCACCACGAGACGCGGCAUCAUCAUCACGCCGCGUCCGGCGCCAGGACGCCCAAAAGCCCCCCCGAGCCCGCCCCCCUGUACGCCCAGGAGACGCCCCUCAUGUUCAGUCGCUGCACCUCCGUCAGCUCCCUGGACUCCUUCUCCACCUCCUCCAUCGCCUCGUCCGUGCGCUCCUCGGAGCCGUGCAGCGGCGUUCCCAGCGGCGUCAUCAGCCCCAGCGACCUGCCCGACAGCCCGGGCCAGACGAUGCCCCCGAGCCGCGCCAAGACGCCGCCGCCGCCGAAGGCCGCGAAAGAGGAGGAGCUAACGCAGAAGCUUCAGCGUCAGGACGAGCAAGAACCCAGCUCAGACCUGCUCCUUCACUUCGCCACCGAGAGCACGCCGCACGGCUUCUCCAAAGCCUCCAGUCUGAGCGCGCUCAGUGUGGACGAGCCCUACAUCGGCGACCUGAAGCUGGGCGCGCCGCGGGGGGCGGAGCCAGAGAAACCGGAGCCGCUGCUCGCCGGAGAGUCCGACGACGACAUCGAGAUCUUAGAGGCCUGCAUCAACAUGGCCAUGCCCAAGUCCUCCCGCAAGCCCAAGAAACCGCCCCCGCAAGCCCCGCCCCCUGUCUCGGCGCAGCCAAUCAGGAAGCCCAGCCAGCUGCCCGUCUACAAGCUCCUCCCCCCUCAGAGCCGCCUCCAAUCGCAGCCCAGGAAAGACAAACAGGAAGAGGAGGCUCCGAGCGACGACGUGCCCAGAGUUUACUGCGUCGAAGGAACGCCGCUCAACUUCUCCACCGCUACGUCGCUCAGCGACCUCACCAUCGAGUCCCCGCCCCCCGAGGAGGCCGCACCCCCGCACCGCCGCAGGGCGGGGCUUCCCGAGGGCGAAAACGGAGACGACAUUUUGGCCGAAUGCAUCAGCGCCGCCAUGCCCAAGUCCAAGCUCCGCAAACCCGCUCCGGCUCGGCCCACGGGAGAGCAGAGCCUCCAGGCCCCGCCCCCUCUGCCCCCUCAGGCCACGCCCCCUCUGGCCGCGCAGCAGCAGAAGAAGAAACCCACGUCUCCGGUGAAGCCGCAGCAGCGCCCUCCGGCGGCGGCGCUGAAACAAACCAACAAACCGGGCUUUUCCUUUGACUCGCCGCGUCACUACACGCCCAUCGAGGGCACGCCCUGCUGCUUCUCUCGCAACGACUCGCUCAGCUCGCUCGACUUCGACGAAGACGAGGAGAAGCCCAAAGACGCGCCCAAAGCCCCGCCUAAGCCGCAGGCCCCGCCCCCCGCCGCCUUCGCCCCACCCCCCGCGGCCAAAACCAACACGGCCGACGAGAAGCUGCAGUUCUCCAUCGAAGACACGCCCGUGUGCUUCAGCCGAAACUCCUCCCUCUCUUCGCUCAGCGACAUAGACCACGAGAACAACAACAAAGCUCCGCCCGCCGCCGCGGAGGCUCCUCCCCCGGACAAGCCCCGCCCCCCGCCGCACUGCUACGUCCCCAAAGCCUUCCACGUGGAGGACACGCCCGUCUGCUUCUCCCGAAACUCCUCCCUCUCCUCUCUCUCCAUCGACUCCGAGGACGACCUGCUGCAGGAGUGCAUCAGCUCCGCCAUGCCCAAGAAGAAGAAGAAAGCCCCGCCCCCGAGCGCCCAGAACGCCACCAACGUCCUCAACGCCCCGCCCGCCGCCUCCAACACUCCACCCAGCACGACCAACGCCCCGCCGUCUGGCCAGAACGCCCCUCUGCCCCCCGAAGACACGCCCGCCGCCCACGCCGCCCCCGCCCCCUCCGAGCACGCCUCCGGCCCCGCCCCCUCCGCGCCGUGCGACGAGGGCAUCCUGUCAGAGCUGGAGCCCUGCGGCGCCCCCCGCAGCCCCGUGUCCCCGGACUCCGAGUCAUUCGACUGGAAGGCGAUUCAGGAGGGCGCCAACUCCAUCGUGAGCUCGCUGAACGCCGCCGCCGCCGCCUCGGCGCUCUCCCGCCAGGCCUCGUCCGACUCCGAUUCCGUGCUGUCGCUCAAGUCCGUGGGCUCCCCCUUCAGACUGCCCCCCAAACCCAAAGCCCCGGACGCCGCGGACGCCCGCGACGCCGCCGACGCCCCGGAGGCCGAGGAGGAGAAGCGAGGAGCUCGUAUCCUGAAGGGCGGCGAGCGCAGCACCCUGGAACAGCGCCACCUUCAGGACGACGACCGCGGCGUCAGAGGAGGAAAGAAAGUUUACCGCAGUUUAAUUACGGGGAAACCGCGCUCGGAGCUCAGCGCCCGCGGACGCACCAAACCCAGAGCCGCCGUCGGCCCCAAACCGGGAGGUAACGCCGACGACAGGACGGGCAGCUCGUCCCGAGACUCCACCCCCUCCAGGUCCCAAAGGCCCAAACCCAAACGCUCCCGGCCCCGCCCCCCCCCAAAACCCGCCCCUCCCGCCGCCGGCCCCGCCCCCAAACCCGCCGUCAAACCCAAAGCGGUCGGUUUACCGCGCAGCGAGUCGGCGCCGCGCGUCACGCCCAAAAAGCAGAAGUCUGACGCGGAGAAGCCGGCGGCGCUGGUGAGACAGUCGACCUUCAUCAAAGAGACGCCGAGUCCCACGCUCAAACGCAAACUGGAGGAGUCUCAGGUGUGCGCCGCGCCCGACUCCCCCUCCAGCCCCGAAACGCAACCUCCGCCGCCCAACCGCAAAACCGACCUGAGCCGCUCGCACUCCGAGAGCCCCUCGCGCCCGCAGGACGCCGCGUCGUCGCGCUUCAGCCGUACGGGCACCUGGAAACGUGAGAACGGCGGCGCCAAUAAUGGCGGCGCCAACGGCAAACAGCACUCCACGUCUCUGCCGCGCGUCGGCACCUGGAAACGCACCGGCAGCUCCUCCUCCGUCCUCUCCGCCUCCUCCGAGUCCAGCGAGAGAGGGGCGAGCGACCGCGCCCGCAGCGAGGAGGAAGUGACGUCGCAGCGCAAAGGCACGUGGCGUAAAAAGAAGAGCGAUUCCGCCGAGCGCGGUUUCUGCGAUCGCUCCGAUAAGUCCGAGGACGUGUGGGUGCGUCUGGAGGACUGUCCCGUCAACAACCCGCGCUCCGCCUCCUCCUGCUCCGCCCGCUCGCCGUCCAACGCCCCGCCCGUCAUCGACAGCCCCGCCCCCUCCUCCAGGAUCCCCUCAGGCUCCUCCUCCUGCUCCAACCUCAACCUGCGCCGCAGCUGCGAGAGUUUAGACGAAAAACCACCGCGAGCGACUCCGCGCGGCGCCGUCGCCGCCAGAGUCAGUCCCUUUAACUACACGCCCAGUCCCCGCAAGAAAGAGACCGACUCGCCCAGUACUGCGCCCAGUACUACCAGUACUACGAGUACUACCAGUACUACCAAUACUACUAAUACUACCAAUACUACUAAUACUACUGCAGCCGGCCCCGCGCGCCCCUCCCUCAUCCCCACGCCCGUCACAAAGAAACGCGAGCCCAAAGGAGAGGGCGGGGCCGGCGGUGGCGGCGAGAGGGGCUCUUACAUCGUCACGUCAGUGUGAGGCGGAGCUUCGUGUAGCCAAGAACCGCACGAAAAACCGCACGAAAAACCGCACCGCACUUAACUCCCGUUCACACUCUGACAUCACUGACACACGUGACGUCACACGCCGCGCUCCCCCUCCGCUCCGACGCCGCCGCGCUCCCCCUCCGCUCCGACGCCGCCGCGCUCCCCCUCCGCUCCGACGCCGCCGCGCUCUGACAUCAUGACGUCAUGGGGUCAAACCCUCAAACUCAACCUGGCACAAAAAUACUGUGAAUAAAUUAUAAAAGUUCAGAUUUAAACUUUUACACAAACAAAGAUGGUGGAAGCGUGAAACACGACACUGCAGUAUUAACACACAGACACUAGGUGGCGCUGUAGUGUCACACACACAGUAGGUGGCGCUGUAGUGUCACACACACAGUAGGUGGCGCUGUGGUGUCACACACACAGUAGGUGGCGCUGUAGUGUCACACACAGACAGUAGGUGGCGCUGUGGUGUCACACACACAGUAGGUGGCGCUGUAGUGUCACACACACAGUAGGUGGCGCUGUAGUGUCACACACACAGUAGGUGGCGCUGUAGUGUCACACACACAGUAGUUGGCGCUGUGGUGUCACACACACAGUAGGUGGCGCUGUAGUGUCA